Molecule: messenger RNA, 1616 nt
Organism: Cuscuta campestris
Lineage: Eukaryota; Viridiplantae; Streptophyta; Magnoliopsida; Solanales; Convolvulaceae
Source: the annotation of a GenBank genome assembly
CCAGUUCUUCUACGCAGUUCGGACUUCGGGUUGCACCAGUGCUCAAAAUUUGUUGCUGGUUUCUUCAAUAAUUUCAGUUCUCAUUCUGGAAUUAAGGGUUUUCUUCUGUGCUUGAUAGCUUUAUUUUUGCUGGUUUUGAAAGAUAUUCGGACAUGGAACAGAGAUUAGCUAAUUCAUGGAGGUUGGCCGCGAAUAACAAGCAAUUCAUCAAAACCGCCUUGGUUUCCGACCUCAGAGUCGACGGCCGGCGCCCUUUUGACUAUAGACGACUCACUAUUAAGUUUGGCCGAGAAGAAGGCACAUCAGAGGUGCAACUAGGGCACACUCAUGUGAUGGGAGUUGUUACUUCCCAAUUAGUGCAGCCUUAUCGUGAUAGGCCAAAUGAGGGAAGCCUUGCAAUCUUUGUUGAGUUUUCUCCGAUGGCUGAUCCUUCAUUUGAGGCAGGCCGUCCUGGAGAGUCUUCUGUGGAGUUGGGACGCAUAAUUGAUCGUGGGCUGAGGGAGAGCAGAGCUAUAGACACAGAAUCUCUUUGUGUUGUCUCCGGGAAAUGGGUUUGGUCGAUUCGAGUUGAUCUCCACAUUCUAGACAAUGGAGGGAAUAUUGUUGAUGCUGCCAAUGUUGCUGCCUUAGCUGCUCUUUCAACAUUUCGUAGACCCGAAUGCACAUUGGGAGGAGAAGAUGGCCCAGAAGUGAUAUUGCAUCCACCUGAGGUCAGGGAGCCACUGCCCUUGAUUAUACACCACAUGCCUAUCGCGAUCACCUUUGCAUUUAUUGGAAAAGAGAACAUUGUGGUGAUAGACCCAACCCACUUCGAAGAGGCUGUCAUGGGAUCUAGAAUGACUGUCACCUUAAAUGCAAAUGGUGAUGUUUGUGCAAUUCAAAAGCCUGGAGGAGAUGGCAUCAUGCAGAGUGUCAUACUGCAAUGCCUGCGCAUUGCCUCAGUUAAGGCUGCAGACAUUUCGGACAAGAUAAAGAUUGCGGUAUGUGAUAAUAAGACGGCGUUUGGUGCAUUUUCUUUUGAAAAGUGAUUGUUUUGAACCUAAAAGCGUCAUAGAUGUGCUUCUCGGCUUCUGCUUCUUCGUCUCUGAAAAAGCCGAAUUCAAACAUUCCAUACUGCUUCCAUCCAAAGCAAAUGCCGAGAAUAAUUUUUUAAAGAGUAAAGGCCAUGAAUGGUCCUUCAUUCCAAGUGAUUUUCCAUGUUAAGUCCCAAAUUCUAAGAUAUUACAUAAAUGGUCCUCAAUGUUUGAAAACUAUUCCAUAAAUAGGCCUUUACGCCAAACAUGACAAAAUAUUUUUCCGCAAAUAGUCCCCAAAGGACGGAAAGAGCUCUUAGCAAGAUAAAGAGGCACAAACCGGCGGCUUCGGGGCUUCGUGCUCAUGGGGAAAGCAAUGGCUUGGCUGAAGCAAACACAAAGGGUAGAAAUGUGAAAGCAGAAGAGUACAGUGUGAGUGAAGGUAAUGAGAUGGACAUUGAAGUGCCCCAAUGAUUUCAAUUUUGGAUCCAUAUUUAACAUAUUUUUUUAGUUUUGAUAUACAUUGAAUCCCAUUUGAAACAAUGUCACCUCUUGUACUAAUUUGCCACUUUUUUUUUUUAUUAAUGAAAAUUUAAGAUGAGG